AACCAGUCAUCAGGACAGAGGCAGAAGAUGCUGCUUCUCCUUCUGAUCUCAAGUGCUUUUCUCCUGCCCUGGGCUGGGGCUGGAAGGAUCAUUGGUGGGCAGGAAGUUGUACCUCACUCCAGACCCUACAUGGCUUUUUUAAAAAUAAAAUUUGUAAAUCAGUCUGGUAUACAGACUAGUCGCUGUGGAGGGUUUCUGAUUCGCCCAGAUGCAGUGAUAUCAGCAGCUCACUGUGUGGCUGAAAAAAGGAGAGUGAACAUCACUGUGACUCUGGGAGCCCACAACAUCAGCGUUCGAGAACAGAGCCAGCAGAGGAUCCCUGCUGCACGCUGGGUCAUCCAUCCCAAAUAUUCCAGUGAUGGCCACAUAAAUGACAUUUUGCUGCUGAAGCUGAAGACAAAGGCCAAGAUCAAUAAGAAUGUGAAACAAAUCGACUUUUCCGGGAGCAAUGAAUAUGUGAGAGCAGGAACUAAAUGCAGGGUGGCUGGCUGGGGCCGGACGGCUGUGAAAGGGCACGUCAGUGAUGUGUUGAUGGAGGUGGAACUGAAGGUGCAAAAUGAGGAGCCAUGUGAGAGGCUAUUCCUUAACUACCUGCGUCAUUCCAUGAUGUGUGUUGGUGAUAAGAACGGCAAAAAGUCAACUUAUAGUAGUUGGGACUAG
This is a messenger RNA of Oenanthe melanoleuca, 660 nucleotides long. RefSeq names its product duodenase-1-like. The transcript has 5 exons. The record is from RefSeq and is a predicted model, not a curated record. Gene Ontology annotation, biological process: proteolysis. Gene Ontology annotation, cellular component: cytoplasm; intracellular membrane-bounded organelle. Lineage: Eukaryota; Metazoa; Chordata; Aves; Passeriformes; Muscicapidae. Gene Ontology annotation, molecular function: serine-type endopeptidase activity. The coding region runs from base 28 to 660 and encodes 210 amino acids.